Scheffersomyces coipomensis is the source of this 1260-nucleotide messenger RNA. It is a transcript of the gene SAP8, whose product is annotated as Sap8p. The transcript has a single exon. Bases 1 to 1260 code for a protein of 419 amino acids. The record is from RefSeq and is a predicted model, not a curated record. Gene Ontology annotation, biological process: proteolysis. Gene Ontology annotation, molecular function: aspartic-type endopeptidase activity. Lineage: Eukaryota; Fungi; Ascomycota; Pichiomycetes; Serinales; Debaryomycetaceae.
AUGGUUUCAAUCUUAACUUUCACUAAACAAGUCUUUCUUUCUCUUACUUUUGCUUUAUUAGUCAAUGGUAUGGCUAUUCCUCAAGAUGAUUCUAUCAAAUCACUCGGUAAAAGAGGUGAUGGUUUCAUCAAAGUUGAUUUCGAUGUUGCCAGAGGUGUUGACAGACAUCUGUUAAACCUUACUAGUAGUAACACUGCUUCAUUCUUGAUUAGUGGUGGUGCUCAUAAUUUGAAAAGAGAUGAAGAAGUUGUCACUUUAAUCAAUGAACAAACCUUCUAUGCUACUAACUUACAACUUGGUUCAAACAGUCAAGCCGUUACUACCCUUUUAGAUACUGGUUCUUCUGACUUAUGGGUUGUUGCUAAAGGUGCUACUUGUCAAGAUCCUCCAAGUGGUGAUUCUUCCACUUAUUGUUAUGCUGAUGGUGUCUUUGAUAAAACUACCUCAACCACUUUCCAGAACCUUGGUACUAGUUUCAGUAUUGAAUACGUUGAUGGAACUGGUUCUACCGGUACUUGGGCUAAAGACAGUGUUGCUUUAACUUCUGCUGGUGUUACCGUUACUGGGUUACAAUUUGGUGAUGUUACAACUACCUCUUCAGGAUUUGGUGUCUUAGGUAUCUCAUUACUUGGUAGUGAAAGUACUACCAAUGAAUAUCCAAACUUACCUCAAGUUUUAAAAUCUGAAGGUUUUAUUUCAAAAGCUGCUUACUCUUUAUACUUGGCCGAAGCUGAUGCUACUUCGGGUACUCUUAUCUUUGGUGGUAUCGAUGAAGAUAAAUACAGUGGUUCUUUAGUUACUUUACCACUUACUUCCCUGGCUCAAUUAUCUGUCGCUUUAAAGAGUUUCACUUUUGCUGGUACUACUACCACCGCCAAUGUUGAUCCUGUUUUAGAUUCAGGUACUACCCUUACUUAUUUACCAUCCAAAUUAGUCAAUGUUAUUGGGAAAGCUUUAGGCGGUACACAAGAUUCCAGUAUUGGUUGGAUUGUUGAAUGUACUUCAAGUGACACCAUUACUUAUAACUUUAAUGGUGUUUCAAUUGUUGUUCCAUAUUCAGAAAUUACUCUUCCAUUAUACUACACUGAUGGUUCAGUUGCUGAUGUUUGUGGUUUAGGUAUUCUUAGUACCACUGGAACUCCAAUUUUAGGUGAUAACUUUUUAAGAAGUGCCUAUGUUGCUUAUGAUCUCGAUGAUCAAACUAUUGGUCUCGCUCAAGUCCAAUACACUACCAGUGAAAACAUUGUUGCUUUCACUUAA